Hydractinia symbiolongicarpus is the source of this 3845-nucleotide messenger RNA. Its product is annotated as armadillo repeat-containing protein 2-like. Gene Ontology annotation, molecular function: protein binding. The transcript has 17 exons. Gene Ontology annotation, biological process: cilium organization. The coding region runs from base 504 to 2939 and encodes 811 amino acids. Lineage: Eukaryota; Metazoa; Cnidaria; Hydrozoa; Anthoathecata; Hydractiniidae. The record is from RefSeq and is a predicted model, not a curated record.
AUUUACAUAAUUUGAUAGUUAAUUUCUUUAAAAAUUGGCGCUUGUGUGAUAAACUUGUUAUAUUAAAAGCAAUGUUAAAACAAUUCAACCAAAACGAAUUUAAGUCUUACAAAUUAAUUUUAAUUUUUUGAAAGGAUAAAACGAAUGUGAAACUAUUUAGAAACAAUUUCAAAACAAUUUUCAAUUCAACAAAGUGAUUUGACACUAUUUAAGGAUGAUUUGAAACAAUUUUUUGGAUUUUUUUUUUUAAUUUGUUUUGAGAUCGUAUAUAGAGAUCAUUUUAAAUAAAAUAUUAUACAAAUUGAAUCGAUUAUUUUUUAAACACUUAUGAAGACAAUCCUUUACAUAUCUUUCCAUUCUUUGAUACAUUAUAAUCUGUUAGCACAAAUCAAAAUAUCUGGUUCCUAUAAAAAUGUGUAUAAAUGUUUAAUUAUACUCUCUUUUUUAGAUAUAAUAUCUUCGGAAACUAAAAACAUACAAUAUAUUUUAGGUUUUAUAAUUCCAUGGAUCCAUCACCUCCUAAAACAAAAAAGUCAACUAAACACCGUCCAUUUUAUGAAGCAAGUAAAAAAACAAGUGCCGAGAUAAUUUCAGAAGCAAGAUCAUCUGUGCGAUCAUUGGAAACUAAAAGGCCUUUUACACCUGCUGAAAGUACCAGGACACUUUUUGGUAGCAAGGGGCAAUAUCAGCAAAAUCGUCCUCCAUCAGCUUGCAGCAUAGCAUCAUCUUACACAGAUUCCCGUCCACCAACUGGCAAAAGGCUAAGUCCCAUCCAAAAUGUUCCUGAUUUUAAAGAAAUUUCUUCAUAUUUUGAUUCAGACCAAGAGAACGUAACAUUUGACCAAGAUGAUCCUAAUAACAACAACAACAAUGCACCUAUACUAAAAAGCUCUAUUGUUCCUAAACCACCUCAAAGUUCCGAACCAAAAUUUUCCAAAACCAAUAGAAGACCUGUAGUUCAGAGAAGAACUACUGCUCCUGGAGACCUAUUAGAAACAGAAACACGAAGAAUUCACAGUGGGCCUAAAGAGAGAACGCCUUUAACUGAAGAUUUGUCAUCAUUAAGGCGGUCAAGUUCAUUUGGAGAUGUGUCAAAUUACUCCAAUGCCCAAGAAAGAUCUGUUUUGUGUUUCGAAGAAACCGUUAGACCAUUGUUAAAACAGAUGGAACUGAAUCAUCUACAUGGUGACAUGGAUUCUUUGUUAGUUAACUUUGAUGUUUUAUGGAGGACCUUGAAGACAGAAAAUAUGCUUGGAAAAUCAAAAUUAGGCUCUAAACGGAGAUCAGAGCUUUUAACAUCUGUUUUUAAAUGUACAAGUGAUCAUAAUGCUGUAUUGUUACUGAAGCUGAGUCGACUUUUUAUUGCGUUGGAAGUAACAGGUAAAAAUUUAGAAGUUGUCUGUAAGCUGCUGUUUAAAGUUGGACGUAAUAAAAAGCAUGACACAUUGUUUGUUGAUGAAAAGUUAAUUGAGCCACUAUUACUUCUUAUGGAGAAGCCUCAGCAAAUGGAUCUAGUGGACUGUGUUGUUUAUUUAACUGGUGCAUUAAAGUUUCUUUCUUUAAAUGAAAAGGUUCAAGCUGAAUUAAUCAAGCAUGGCGUGUUAAAAACAAUCUCUAAUCUAUUGCAGUACUCUAUUGAUGAAUUAACAAAUGAUGCAGCUCGUAACAAAGAAAGUUGUCACAUGCUAGUUCAGGUCACAUCAGCUCUAAGUAAUUUUGCCAACAACACCUCUCUUUUUAAAGAAUUCAUAUCCUAUAAUAUCUUGGAAAAAUUGUUGACAUUGACUGAAACAAGAUUUAAAGAUCGCGAGUAUUUUUUGAAUGUAUCCAAGAUAUUUAGCAAACUAACAACUUCACUUGAAGCAUGUAACGUGUUACAUAAUUUUAAAAAAGGAUACAAAACUUUGUUGGAGGGUUUACGAACUCACUAUAAAAAACAGGAAACAACUGUGCGAUUAUGUUAUGCUUUCGGAAAUAUUGCAGACCAUGUAAAAGAAUCGCAGAUCAUUGUUGGAAUAACACUUGAUGGAAUCAAUAUAUUCACUCAAAUUGCAAUAUAUUAUCUGAAUCUCAUAGAAAAGAAUGAUAAAGAAAACAAUAAAGAGAGUCAAUCUCAUUCUGAAGAUGUUAUCAUCAAGGUUGUCCGGGUAAUAGCAAAUUUGUCACUGAGCAAAGACUGUGGUGAAGCAUUUGCAAAUAAUUCAAAAUGUGUGGACAUACUUCUGCGUAUCUUGGUUAAAGCCGUGGAGUUACAUCUUAGCGAUGAGUUAAUAAUUAACACUACUGCAACUAUCAACAACAUAUCGUUCUUUGCAAAACAAAAAAGUACAUUAAUGCAAAAACAACAAGAAUUCGCAAAAGCUUUCUUUAAAAUUCUAUUGCACGAAAAUAUGGAUUGUGUUUUGGAAGCUGUUAGAGUGCUUGGAAAUCUUACACAAUCCAAAUAUGUACGAGAACUUGUUAUAAAAAACGAAGUGUUUAAAGUGUUUAUUACAUUGCUGGAUUCACAAGAUCCGGAGGUGAUAUUUUGUACUUGCGGUGUACUGGUUAACAUGAUGGUUGACGUUUCUACGCGAAACUUGCUAAAGAAAUUUAAUGCAAUCUCAAAGUUAAUUGACAUACUGAAAGAUUUGGCUGAAUCUGAUUGGCUGUUAGCUGGUAUGGUUUGCCAGAUAUUAUGGAACUAUAGUGAGAAAAUCAAAACAUCACUUUCGUGUUUUGGAGAAAAUGAAACAGAUGAAUUAAUAACUGUGUUAAAUGAGCUGUUAGAACCUGAAUUAUCGUUAGACUAUGAUGGUCGACCUGAUGUAGGAGAUGAAAGUAUAGAGUUUUUAAAAGAAUCAUGGGAAGAACACUUCCAACCUGUUGGUGUUAUGUUACUUAAUAGAAUCGAGAGACAUCAUUCUGAACUUGAACCAAUUAUAUCAGAACCUGAUUAAAGAAAAAAGAUAUGAAUAUAUCAUACCAAUUGUGCUGCACAUUCGUUUAAAUUUAUUCCAUCAGAUUGCCUAUUGAAAGAUUUUCUGAGUGUGUGUUCAAGCGAAUGCAUUAUGGAAUGUUAUACUGAAUGGCACUUAAAGGUUGUGGACCAUUAUGAACCAAUUUUAUGGAAUUUAUAAAGAAAUCUUUGUUUAUAUGUACAAGUUUAUGUAGUUAUCUUUUUAGUUUGUGUGACAGGAUUUCAACAGAUUCUAAUAAAUUUUUUGUGAGCAGAUUUUUAUCGGAAAUUUUAUUUCUAUUUUUUUGGUUUACAGGGGUUCUUUUUAACUUCAAAUUACACAAUUUUUAUAUUAAAAAAAAGUGUUUCUAUGUACGCCUGAGGUAGGCGUUGGCACAGUAUUGUUCUAAAAAACAAUUUUAGUAUAAAAAUGUAAUUGAAGUCAAACCUGCCUUUCCAGCACAUCUAUGGGGUGGCUACCUCAUCCAGUCAAUUUUUAAAGCACAAAAUAUAAAAAUACCUUUAUGUGACAACCAAGAUUUUGAACUCUUGCAGUUUUACUAAAUUUAGAUUUCCAAUAUUUAUACACAUUUAAAUAUGGAAAUUAGUUGAUCUACUUGCCGAUGACUUUCAGUGACCGCACAAGAAAUAUUUGAUGUAGUGGAAUAGUCUCAUUAAGGCAUCUUUGAAUGGAAGAUUUACAACUGUUGCUAUUAUACAAACGAUUCUUUAUCAGACAGCCACCUGUCCAACGCUUUUCUUCCCUGAUUGACCAUUUUAAACAGGUUUGACUGUAUUUUUUAAAUUUAAAUGUUUGAUAUAGAAGUUAUAAUAUAUAUAUGUGAGGUCUGUAAAUAUUAGAUUAGUAAUUUAUUUGUUGUUUAUAAUAUAAGAUAAACAAAUUAUU